Diatraea saccharalis (sugarcane borer) is the source of this 5119-nucleotide messenger RNA. Lineage: Eukaryota; Metazoa; Arthropoda; Insecta; Lepidoptera; Crambidae. The record is from the annotation of a GenBank genome assembly.
AUGCCACUCGAUGCAACUGAUGUAGAUAGGGCAGUGGCUUUAGCUGAUGGGGGGUAUAGUCAGCGUCGCAUCGCUCGCACACUCGGUAUACCUCUAAGGUAUGAGAUGCCAUCAGUCGAUUUCGGGAGACAGGCUUAUACACCCACCCGCAGUGCAGAUCAAUACAUUCAAGACAUCAUGGAUAGAUUGACAAACCGGCUCCUAGAAUGCUUGUUGAAAUAUGAGAAAGUAAUAAAUGGUUUGCCGUAUCUGUAUUUGCGAAAAAUAAGUGAAACCCGACAGGCUCCACGAAGUGUAGUACGAGAUAGAUUUCCACGACGUGCACGCGUGGCGUACAAACGUGCUAACUCGCCACCACCAUUACCCGCUCGAGCCGCUCCACCUCCUCCUAGAAAGCACGCUUUUAGUCCUGCACAAGCGGAAUGUUUGCGGGCUAUAUUCGCUGCCUUGCUCUGGCAUGAAGGCAUAGUGCACGAUGCGAUUGCGUGCGCUGCGUUCCUGAAAUUCCAUCCGCAGUUGCCGAAGCAAGGCGCGCGCGUUGUUACCCGCGCCGCUAGCGAUCAAACCGCAAGACAUCAACGGCACUCCGUCGAAGUAUCCAAUGCUGGACAAUAUUUAAGUAUCCAGCCAUCGACAUUGGAGACAUUGACGCGGUCUGGGGAAGAGGCCACUGCUAGUCGGACACGUAAAAAUGAUCUAGACACGCACGCACCCAUAAACGAGGAAGAUGCCGCUGAAGAGUCUACGCCGUCGGUAGUCAACGUUUUACCGCCAGCUUUACGCGCUCUCGUAGCAUUAUGGGAUGCGCUAUGCGAAGCAAAACAACUUAAUAUUACACCUGAAAAAACGAAGAAAGAUGCUGGUGAUAAAAUAGACAAUGACGAUCCCCGACCAAUGAUAAAAGUCCGUCAAAAGAAAGUUUGGAGGUCAAUAUCGAAAACACCGUAUUCAGUGAGUUGCGAGUUGUGCGGUGGUGCCGGUGUCCCGCCACCGCUGGCUGCUCACAUGCGUCACGCUCAUCCCGGGUGUCGAGUGCCGACGUCGCGCGGCUACGACCGCUCCGGCGUCUACAGGCGGGCGGACAUCGCUGCACCCGCGCCAGCGACCGCUGACGCACCGCUCGCCGCUUGCGGGCAACUAGCUCAAGGUUGCCAACUCUGGUAUACAUUUUGUGAAAAGUGUCGCGAGAAAGCUCUGAAGGCUGCUUCUUCGGUGAAACAACCCAAGACAAAAACUAUAUCGGAGGUUUCCUAUGAGCGUGCGCCAUCGGAAAUCGAUCACCAUAUUAUCAAAGAAAAUGCAGUAUUUCUAUUAGACUUAGCUCCUCUCACCAACUCUGAAUCGCUUGGGCGAAUGUCGCCCAUCCACGAAGGGCAGGCGCGUAGUCCACCUACACCGCCUGGUAGUCUGUGGCAGCCCGCUCCACCUUUCCAGUGUUUGCCAGCUUUAGGGCUCGCACCGAAAUCUAAUACAACGCCCGAUACUACUAGAUACCACUCGCUGGGCCGCCCCCUACCACUGCCCUCAGCAAUGGAGCCGAGGGAUGCAGAGGAAGCUCGCGAUCAACCACCGCGGGUUCAGCGCUCCGUAUCGAUGGGACAGACAGGAACUCGUGAUCUUGCUACAGCGGCGAGGAGGAUAAAUGCGCCCCUUGCUGCGGUCGACUUCCAUCUAACAGAAGACUCGCUCUCAGGUGUAGGGUCGUCGCUCCUAUCGCAGCCGAGUGCGUCGCUUCGCAAACUAGUCGGCGCCGGCGAGAGUGCCGGCGCAGUGUCAGCGUUUGAACCGCCGCACGUGUCCGCGGACGCGCUCGCUCGUCGGCCGGUGCUCGCGUUCGUGCUGGCGCGACGUGAUCUGCACGCGUACACGCAGAAGUUGGACGGCGCUGUACGCAUCAAUACAGUGCGCCAAUACGCGUUUGAAGCGCUGAACUGGUUGUUGCGGUCCACAACGCAGCCAACGUGCGUGCAUGACGUGAUGUGGUGGUUUUGUAGCGCACUCGAUAAGUAUGCGCGUACAGUGCCUCCGCCUCCCGCGCUAGACGACAACAAGGAGGCGUCGGCGAACGAUAACAAUAGAGCUGUAAUGAAAUUUCCCGCGGCUUCAUCGAUAUGUCCCGGCGGGAAUUCUGUACGCGGUGCCAGAACAGCGUUCCAUGCGUUCCUUGGCUCAGUCAGCACCCUGGCUCCAUCCUUGCCGCCCGCAAGUGCGUCCGGAUUGCAAGCUAUACGAUGCUGGGCUUUGCACUAUUCACCUUACGACCGAGCUUUCUUACACAGAUCGCAAGUUUUUAGUGUGAUCAGCAAAGUAUUGUCCCAUCCAGAAGACGAUGCUUACGACGAAGGGUUGCUUGGUGCUUUACACGAAAGCUUCCACAGUUAUAGUAACAAGGAGAAUUACGUAUGGAGUUGUCCUGACGUGACGAGUUGGUGCGACAUCACGGUGUCAUCAAGGCAGGGCAUGGCCGGUGCUUUAACAGAUGGUAGUACAGAAACGUUUUGGGAGAGUGGUGAUGAGGACAGGAACAAGGCCCGCUGGGUCGAGGUUACAUACCCGGGCGGCACUACUGAAGAUAGACCACACAUUAUAUGUGUACACUUGGAUAACACCAGAGACACUGUUAACAAGACGAUGCUUGCGUCGUUCUUAUAUAGCAGUGGCUCUGGUGAACUUACACAUAUGCAAGAUAUAGAGGUGGAUCCGAAAACGGCAAGCUGGUUGUGCUAUACCUUACCGAGGGUGUUGAGUACGUGUGUACGCGUGAGAUGCGAGUUGCGCGGCGCGGAGCCUGCAGUGCGAGUGCGUCAAGUACGCGUUCUGGCUGCGCCAACGCCGGUGAUGUCAGCCGCCGUGGGACCGACGCGCGUCUUACACGCCGUCGCCGAGGCUGAUGCGCUGCGAGUGUUCCGUCUGCUAACCUCACAGGUGUUUGGUAAGCUACUGGAAUGGGAAAGGAGUAGUAUCGAGUCAGGGGAUGGAGCAGCGGCUGCGGAUGAUGGCGUCACCAACGACACUGAUCUACGGGAACACGUUGUCGGCAUUCUGUUCGCUGGACACAAACUCACUUCGUUGCAAAGACAGGUGAUGUCACACAUCGUGUACGCUAUUGGGCAUGAAGCGGCGCGAGUGCGCGACGACUGGGAGACAGUCCUAUUGUGCGCAGAAGCGGCCGAGAGACACGAUGACGCGUUACGUCCAACCACGCACGCGCACGCGCAAGAUAACUACUGCUUCGAAAUGUUGUCACUGCUACUAGCGUUGAGCGGCAGUGCAGUAGGUUGCGCACAUCUCGCACAACGUACAGAAUUACUCGCUGAUCUGUUGGCACUCUUACACACGGGCAGCGAGCGAGUUAUUUCGUUGCUUAGAAGAAUGAUAUCAGAAAUUAAACCACAAAAGGCUCUGAUAGCAAUCAAUUACGGCAACAAUCUUAGUACAAGGAUCACGCUGUUGGAUCAUUUAGUGAGUUACCUGGGCAAAGCGAUCACAGUGCAGGUGAAAGUGAAGGGUGCUGGUAGUAGUAGCCCUUCGACAGUAACGAUGGGCAGCAGCGUGAUCGCCCCGCCGCCCGCAGCCUGGUUCAUGCGCGGAGAAACCACCAAGAAACAUGCGCAUUUGGUGGCCAAGCUGUUGACUGACAUGGCCGAAGACAAGGUGUCAGAAUCGUGGGGUUUGGAGACACGAAGUGGUCUCGCAGCGUACGUGAGUCAGAUAGCUCAAGUGGCGGAGGCGGACAGGAGACCGACGCGUUGUAUAGCCGCGCCCGCUAUGUGGCUCACAUUGGCCUCUUUGUGCGUCUGCUCACAGGAACACCUCGAUCUUAUCAAUGGGAGUGCAGAAGGCCGUGAAUCUCGUCGCGAGGUGGAAGCGCGUCCGUUCUGUUCCAAUCACGACGACGGUGCGACAGCGGCUGUGAUAGAGUGUCGCACUUGUGGCCCACUGUGCGGCGAAUGCGAUCGUUUCUUACAUCUCAAACGGGCCGCUAAAACGCACCAAAGACAAAUUUGCAAGGAAGAGGAGAGUGCGAUACGAGUGGAUAUCCAUGAAGGUUGCGGUCGCGCGAAGUUGUUCUGGCUCCUGUUGUUAGUUGAUCGGCGUACGCUGAAGGCUUUGGCCGAGUUCAGGGGUAUGGACGCAGUAGAGGAAACUGCGUUGGGGGAGACUGGUUUCGCUGGAACUUGCAGAUUCUGUGGCGCGAGGGGCAGUACAGGAUUGUUAGCUAUAGGCAACGUGUGCGCCGAUCAGCAGUGUCAGGAGCACGGUCGCGAAGCUUGCAACCGGGUAUUGGGUUGCGGUCACAUGUGUGGCGGUGUACGGUGUGAGCCGCAAUGUCUGCCCUGUCUGUUCGGGUGCGGCAGAGAUGGGGCGCCGUUGAGACAGGACGCCGAUGAUAUGUGUAUGAUAUGCUUCACUGAUCCACUACAGGCCGCACCCUCUAUACAGGAGGACAUGAACCACUGGACUCUGGAAGAUCUCUUGGAUCCUAUCAGGCGGCUCCGUGACGAAGUCCGUCGUAAGGCGUUGAUGCGGCUUGAGUACGAGGGUGUCAGUGUACCGGGAGCGCCCCGCGGGCGGGCGGGACUCGAUCCCGCGACAUACGCCAUGGAAAGAUAUGCUUACUAUGUGUGUCAUAAAUGCGAACGGGCAUACUUUGGAGGAUUGGCUCGAUGUGAAGCUGAAACCAGCGGGUGGUGGGAGCCAACUGAACUAGUGUGCGGAGCGUGCAGUGACAUAGCGGGCGCUAGAACUUGUCCCAAACACGGCGCCGACUUUCUCGAGUAUAAGUGCCGCUACUGUUGCUCGGUUGCGGUUUUCUUCUGCUUCGGUACGUCUCACUUCUGCAACGCUUGUCACGAUGAUUUCCAGCGAGUCACUAACAUACCGAAACAUCUAUUGCCUCAGUGCCCCGCCGGUCCUAAAGGGGAACAAUUGCCGGGCUCGGCGGACGAGUGCCCUCUCCAUGUCCAACAUCCGUCGACCGGGGAGGAGUUCGCCCUUGGUUGUGGUAUUUGUCGACAUUCCCAAGGAUUUUAAUCUAUUGUUUAUCUGAAAUGAAUAAUAUAUUAUAAAGACGGUGAUUUUAUUGUAUGAAUCAUUAUAGCAGAAAUAAUUUAAUACU